UCCCAACAGCACACGGGACGGUCCAGGCAUGUCUCUGAACCCCAGGACUUCUGGGGGGAGAAGAGGGCGUCAUCCUAGACCCUGUUUCAGCCCCUCAGGGCCGGGACCCGUCUAUGGUUGACCGAUUAUUGUUGCCGCGAUGGCCUGGAGACUCGAUGGACAGCGGACAUCCAGCCAAGUGGCUCUUGCCAAGCCAUCGUCGAGUUGUUCUACUUUACGCAGAAGGCAGGAGACGCGGGCGAGAAUCCUCCGAUGGCAGUGGGGAUCGGAUGGAUGCAGUCGUCUCGACCGAAUAAAGGUCUUGGCUGCUGUGUACUCCGUAGAGUGUAACUAGAGAGAGUGCACUAUCCUCGACACGCCCCUCGUCUUCGAUGGGCUUCUG
Messenger RNA from Aspergillus heteromorphus CBS 117.55, 382 nucleotides. RefSeq lists its product as uncharacterized. The record is from RefSeq and is a predicted model, not a curated record. The transcript has a single exon. Lineage: Eukaryota; Fungi; Ascomycota; Eurotiomycetes; Eurotiales; Aspergillaceae. Bases 140 to 334 code for a protein of 64 amino acids.